Molecule: messenger RNA, 2419 nt
Organism: Paramecium pentaurelia
Lineage: Eukaryota; Ciliophora; Oligohymenophorea; Peniculida; Parameciidae
Source: the annotation of a GenBank genome assembly
AUGGAAUAACAAGAUAUGAAAAUGUGUUCAAAACAUAAAUUAGAAAUAAUUUUGGUGGACCUUGAUUCAAAGGUUGCUUAAGAAGACAGAUGUUUAUGUGUAAGGUGUAUUAUUGAAAGAAUGAAUAUGAAGAAAAUGAAUUUAAUUGAUGAAACAAAGAAUAUGAUUAAAGAAAUGAAAAUGAAUGAAUAAAAUCAAAGAAUUUUAGAUAAUAAAAAGAGAUUAGACAAUUUCAAUGGAAUUGAAUCAUUAUUAAGAGAACUUAAAUAAAACAUAGAUUCUAUAUUUGAUAAGUUAUUUAAUAAUAUUUAAUAUAAAUUGAAUUAGAUAUCAAAAGAUAUAGGAAAUAUUGAAUCAUAAUCAAUUAUAUUCAAUUUUGAAGAUGACAUUGAAAGAUUGUCAUAAUAUUAAGAAUAUUAAAAUAAUGAAUAAUAAAUAAAACUAAUUGAAGAAGAUCAUAAGUUUAUUGUAUAAAUUCAAAAAUAAUUGGAAUCUUUCAUAAAUUCAGAAUAAUAUAAUAAAUUAAUGAGUCAUAUAAUUAAUAAUGAAAAAAGAGAAUAGGAUUAAGAAAAUAAUGAAUAACAUUAUGAAAUCAUAAAACCAUAAGAUUAUGUAUAUUAUUAUAAAUUAUAAUAAAAUAGAAAACACCUGCAUUGAAAAUUAUUUGUGAAGAACAUACAAAAGAAAUUAUAAUGUUUAAUUUGAAUGCGAAUUCCAAUUUAUAACCAAGGAUGGCUUGUGUUAAAUGUAUUUAAUAAUAUCCUGCAUAAUAUACUCCUUUAGAAGAUGUCUCUGUUUAAUGGGAAUCAUAUUAAAAGAGAAUUUAAACUAGUGUAAAUGAUUUCCAAUAAACAAGGAAUUCUAUUUAAUAGAAAAUACUAAAAAUGAUCUAAGAUAUUAAAUAGUAAAAUGAACAAAUAUUUGAUGAUAUAAUAUAAGCACUUAACAAUUAACAAUAAUCAAUAGUUCAGAUGAAUUAGAAUUAAAUUAAUACUAAAUCCUUAUUUUAUUAGACUUAAAAUUAAUUAAAUGAAAUAAUCAAUUAAUUAAGUUAAAUUGACAAAUUUAAAACAUGCAAAGAUCAUAAAAUUAAUAUUGAAAAGAUUGAUAAAAUAUUCUAUUCAGAUUUAAGAUCUAAAUUUGAAUAUUUAAUUCAAUAUUAAUAAAUAAAUGUUUAAAGAUUUAACUAAAUAAUUAUAAAUGAUAAUAAUGUAAUGAAUUAAAUUGAUAAUUUAUUAUAAUCAACUUAAAAUAAAGAUCAAGAUAAUACAUAAGAAUCUACUAAUUUAAAUGAAAUAAUAGAAUAAAUUAGAUAAUUUAUGUAUAAAACAUUUAAUUUUGAAUUCUCAUAAAAAGUAUUUAUUGAAACUAUUGAUUAAUAUGUAAAAAUCAAAGAGGAUAUGUAGAAUAUAAAAUAGAUUUUAAGCAAUAGAAUAGAAAACUGUUAAGAAUUUCAAAGUAUAUUCAAUGAAUUCAAUAAUUAUUCAGAUAAAUUCAAUUAAGAUUACAAUUAAUUUUAAUAAUUUUUAGAUAUCAAUUAAAAAUUGAAUGAAAUUAAGUUAUUAAGUGAAUAAAUUCAUAAUAUCCAAAAAGAAAAAUAAGAAUAAUAAACAGUAUUCGAGAAUGAAUUAAAAAAAAUAAAAGAAGCAAAUGAAUAAAUGAAAAAAGAAAACUUAGAAUAAAAGACUUUAUUAGAAAAAUAAAUCAAAGGAAAUAAUUCAGAUAUAAAGUAAUUAAAAGAAUAAAUUGAUUCAAUUAAAAAAGAAAAUCUAAAUUUAGAAUAGAAUUUGAAUUAUUUUGCUCCUAAUUAUAAGAUAUUUUUAAAAAUAGUAGUAUUUCAUCAAUAUUAUUAUUAUAGUCAUCAUAAUAUUAGAAGUAAUUAACUUUUUCAUAAAAUAAUAAACAUUCCAGUUGUGAAGUAACAUAAAAUGGAAAGAUGGUUUAAAAUGGUGGUUAUUGUCUAUGUGAUUAAGCUAUUCCUAAAAAUGGUGUAACAUCAUUUGCAUUCAAAAUCAUAUAAUUAAGUAAUUAUUGUUAUAUUGGUAUUGGGAUGAGAGAAAUAAUAUAAAAAAAUAAUUAUGGUGGAAAUACUGGUAUUGGCUAUGGGUAUUAAGUUAUAUUAUGCUAUUAGAUCCUAUACAAUAAGUUUAAAUAAAUCUUAUUAUUCACAUCAUGAACAAGAUAAAAAUGGUACAUAAUUACCAUUUGAUUUCACAAUUAAUGAUAUCAUAAUUGUAGAAGUUGACAUCUAAAAUAAAAACGUAAAAUGGACCAAAGCCAAUACAAAUCAAUCAUUCGUAAUUAUUCUAAUACUAUUCCACAAUAGACUCUUUAAAUAGAUACAACAUAUGAUUUAUAUCCAUGUUUAUGGGUGUGUUAUGCUUAUGGAAGUGGUAAUAAAGUACAAAUAUUAGAAUGA